This is a messenger RNA of Closterium sp. NIES-67, 1403 nucleotides long. NCBI's taxonomy places the organism in Eukaryota, Viridiplantae, Streptophyta, Zygnematophyceae, Desmidiales, Closteriaceae. The record is from the annotation of a GenBank genome assembly.
CACUAUUGCUGCCCGUGUCAUCUGCGUUGUCAACAGCACACCAGCGGCACGCCACCACCUCACUCCGACGCACAUCGCCUCCCCAUCUACCCGCGCGACUCUCCGCCUCGCCGUCGCCAUGCUCGCGGGGCUCACAGCGCGCCGCUCCUCUAAUGGGGUCGCCGCCGCCCGUUCCGCCGUCGCCCGCUGGACUGCCGCCGCAGUGAGGCUGCUCCCCCCCGCGCACCCAUCGCCCACCGCACCCAUCCACCCCUCUCCCGCGCCCACCUCCCACGCCACGCGCACCUCCACCACCCCCUUCCCCACCACCUCUGCCUCCUCCCCUUCUGCUCCCUCCUCCCUCUUCGCCCGAACCUUCCCCUCCACAAUCUCCCCCUCGUCUCCCCCAGCCUCCACCCCCGCGCCCCUCCUCCCCCUCACGCCCUCGCGCGCCUUCAUCCAGCUGCGCACCAACCUGCAGGUGGCCGACAACUCGGGCGCGCGCCGCGUGCAGUGCAUCAAGGUGCUGCGCGGCCGCGGCCCCAACGCCGCGGGUCUGGGCGACCUCAUCAUCGCGUCCGUCAAGGACGCGGAGCCCAGAGGCAAGGUGCGCAAGGGCGAGGUGGUCACGUGCGUGGUGGUGCGCGCCGCCACACACCACAAGCGCGCGGACGGCACGGAGGUGCGGUUUGACGGGCCGGCAGCGGUGGUGAUCAGCAAGGCGGGCGAGCCGGUGGGCACGCGCGUGUUUGGGCCCGUGCCGCACGAGCUGCGGGGCCGGAAGAUGCUGAAGCUGCUCACGCUGGCGCAACACGUGAUCUGAGUGCGGGGCGAGGGGUGUGGGGAUGGCACAAUGUGAUGUGGGCGUGGCGUAUGUGUUAGGGGGCCACGAUGCCCUCAUGGCUGACAUCUCUAACAACGUGGCCCAACAGGUGCAUGGCACCACGGGGGUGACCAGUCACAGCAUAGAAGGUGACCAGUCACAGCAUAGAAGGUGACCAGUGACCACGGCGAGUCUGUGGAUGUGCGGGGUGUGCAAGCAGCAAGUGUGGAGUUGACAGUGUGCAAGCAGCAAGUGUGGAGUUGACGGUGUGCAAGCAGCAAGUGUGGAGUUGACAGUGUGCAAGCAGCAAGUGUUGAGUUGACAGUGUGCAAGCAGCAAGUGUGGAGUUGACGGUGUGCAAGCAGCAAGUGUGGAGUUGACAGUGUGCAAGCAGCAAGUGUGGAGUUGACGGUGUGCAAGCAGCAAGUGUGGAGUUGACAGAGCUCGCUUCAGACCCGAGGUCUGUUGAGGUGUGCUAGUACUAGAUGUGGCUCCCCAUCCUCCAGUAUCAAGAUCAACUGAAUUUGCCUUUCCUAUGUGAUAAGUUAGGGUUUUGCUUACGUCUGUUUGAUGACAUUAUGUACACCUCGGUACACUUCAA